GGCCGCCCCGUCCCGCCCCGCCGCAGCUGCCGGGCACCGGGGCAGGCGGAGGCGGCGGCGCGCAUGGAGGCAGCGGCGGCCCCGGCGGCCCCGGGUGGCGGUCCCGGUCCCCUGCUGCUCUGCCUGGCCCUCGCCUCCGGUUUGGUGUUUUUCAGCUGCGUGGGCGCCGACACCAAUGUCACCACUGGCCAUGGCACGGAUGGGCUCUCCUGCAGCGCGGCCGAGAGCUGCACAGGUAACGUGACGCAGCUGCGACGGCAAGGUCACUUCUCCAGGUGCCCGGAGGAGUACAAGCACUACUGCGUCAAAGGGAGAUGCCGAUUCCUCGUGGCCGAGAAGGCGCCGGCUUGCGUGUGUGAGCAAGGGUACACAGGGGCUCGCUGCGAGAGGGUGGACAUCUUCUACCUGCGGGGUGACCAGGGACAGAUCGUCAUCAUCUCCUUGAUCGCAGCCAUCGUCACCCUCAUCAUCCUCGUCGUCUGCGCCUGCCUCUGCAGUCAUCACUGUCGGAAGCAGCGGAGGAAGAGAAAAGCAGAAGAGAUGGAGACACUAAACAAGAAUUUGCCUUCCAAAAGUGAGGAUGUGCUGGAGACGGACGUGGCGUGAAGGAGCUGCAGGUGCCUGCGGGCAGGUCCCGGACAGAGGCAGCGGCGGGCAAGGGUUAAAACCUACAAUGGCCUCAAUAAAGGGGUGGUGGAAAGUG
Molecule: messenger RNA, 703 nt
Organism: Columba livia (rock pigeon)
Lineage: Eukaryota; Metazoa; Chordata; Aves; Columbiformes; Columbidae
Gene: BTC
Product: betacellulin
Exons: 6
Coding region: 64-606 (180 amino acids)
Biological process (GO): positive regulation of cell population proliferation; epidermal growth factor receptor signaling pathway; positive regulation of mitotic nuclear division
Molecular function (GO): epidermal growth factor receptor binding; growth factor activity
Source: RefSeq, a predicted model, not a curated record